This is a messenger RNA of Saprolegnia parasitica CBS 223.65, 1011 nucleotides long. RefSeq lists its product as hypothetical. The transcript has 4 exons. The record is from RefSeq and is a predicted model, not a curated record. The coding region runs from base 1 to 1011 and encodes 336 amino acids. NCBI's taxonomy places the organism in Eukaryota, Oomycota, Saprolegniomycetes, Saprolegniales, Saprolegniaceae.
AUGGCUCCUCGGGAGCGCGAUGCGGCGACCGAGCCGGUCAACGGAGCGACCAAGCAGCCUGCGUCACUGGCCCAGAGCACGCUCAUGUCGGUGUCGGUCCCUCGGCACUGGCUGCGAUUUGGCAUGGGUUAUCGCGCGCGAACGGUGCGCUUCUCCGACGGCAGCCUCGUGCAAGACGCGCAUUUACGCCACUUGUCGCGCGUUCAAGAGCUCGAGCUCCGCGAGUGCGACUACAUCACGUCUAUUCAAGGCCUCACGAGCUGCACAUCGCUCACCUUGCGCUCCUGUGACCAAGUGACGGCCAUCCGCGAUCUCCCACAGUUGCAGUCACUCGACAUUUCGGAUUCUUCGUCAGUGUAUCGUAUUGAGGACGUACCAGCUCUUACAACGCUCUUGCUGGGAAACGCCAAGCCGUCCGUCCUGCCGUCGCAGGUCCAGACCCUCUCGACGUCCGCCGCCGUUUAUCUCGCUGCGAGCGCCUCGAGCCCUUCGACGUAUGCUUCGCUUGCGCUCAAGCAGUGCCACGAGAGUAUCCAAAACGAUGUCUUCGCCGCAGAGGUGCACCUCACAUCCUGCGACGCGGUCACCCGCCUCGACGCCUUCCGGUUCGCAUCGACCAUGACGCUUUCUCGGUCGCGCGCCCUGGAGCAGACGGCAUUCGAUGCACUGCGUCUGCUUCAGACGAUACGCCUUCAAGCCUCGACCUGUCUUACGUCUGUGACCGCCUUGGCGCGCUGCAUCAGCGUCCACUUGUCCCUCUGCGUCAACCUCGCCGAUGUCUCUCCACUGCGGCACUGCCACUCGGUCGAGCUCUCGUGUUGCCCGCAAGUCCAUGACGUGAACGCACUUAGCACCGUCUACGACCUCGCGCUCAACCGGUGCGCCGACAUAGAGUCGCUCGAUGGCCUCGCGCACAACCACACGCUGCGCGUCGCCGAGUGCUACCGCGUCUCCCACGUCGGCCAUCUCCACGACCUCCAUACCAUCGAGCUCGUCCGCUGCCACCGCUGA